AUGCAGCGACUGUGUGCACAUGCGCUGAUCUUGGUGCUGGCUCUGGCCGCCUUCUGCGAAGCUUCUUGGAAACCCCACUCCCAGCUGCAAGACGCGCCCGUCGCUCCAGGGGCCAAUAGGGGCCAGGAGCCUCUCAGGAUGGACUGGCUGGGCCCAGCCUCGCACCCCCGCCGGCAGCUGGGGCUUCAGGAUCCGCCACACAUGGUCGCAGACCUGUCCAAGAAGCAGGGGCCGUGGGUGGAGGAAGAGGAAGCCGCAUAUGGAUGGAUGGACUUCGGCCGCCGCAGUGCUGAGGAAGGGGACCAACAUCCCUGA
Budorcas taxicolor (takin) is the source of this 315-nucleotide messenger RNA. It is a transcript of the gene GAST, whose product is annotated as gastrin. Bases 1 to 315 code for a protein of 104 amino acids. The transcript is spliced from 2 exons. The record is from RefSeq and is a predicted model, not a curated record. NCBI's taxonomy places the organism in Eukaryota, Metazoa, Chordata, Mammalia, Artiodactyla, Bovidae. Gene Ontology annotation, molecular function: hormone activity. Gene Ontology annotation, cellular component: extracellular region.